Messenger RNA from Larimichthys crocea (large yellow croaker), 1692 nucleotides. RefSeq names its product transmembrane protease serine 9. The record is from RefSeq and is a predicted model, not a curated record. Gene Ontology annotation, molecular function: serine-type endopeptidase activity. Gene Ontology annotation, biological process: proteolysis. Bases 29 to 1627 code for a protein of 532 amino acids. The transcript has 10 exons. Lineage: Eukaryota; Metazoa; Chordata; Actinopteri; Sciaenidae.
AAGAGAUGACAGUUGUCUUGCAGGCAUCAUGCAUACUCUGCACAAACUUCUGCUCUUUCAUGUUCUGACAAGUCUCGGACGAGAUGCUCUUGGGGGUAAAAUCAUAAAUGGAAAAAAAGCCCCGGAGAACUCGAUGCUGUACAUGGUGUCGCUGCAGAACAGCAGAGGUCAACAUCUAUGUGGUGGAUUCCUCAUCAGUGAAGACUUUGUGCUCACUGCUGCACACUGUGACGGAUACAGGAUUUUCGCGAAGGUUGUUCUUGGCACCCACAAUCUGAAGGCUCAUGGCAUCAAAAAAUCCAUUGUGAAAUGGUGCAAACCCGAAUCUUAUAAGAAUGUCGGACAAGGGAAUGACAUCAUGCUCCUCAAACUGUCUCAGAAAGUUCAACUGGACAACAGUGUGCAAACAAUUCAACUUCCAACUUCUGGAAUGAACAUAAGAGAAAAUGAAAAAUGCCAAGUAGCUGGAUGGGGAAAGACAAAAACUAAUGGUCCAGGUGUUGAUGAGCUGAGAGUGAUGGAUGUGUCUACCAUUAACAAGCAAGUCUGUGAGAGAGAAUGGGCUGUUCUUCCUCUUCCUGACAACGUUAUCUGUGCUGGCGGAUAUGAAACAAACAAAGGAUUCUGUCAGGGUGAUUCUGGUGGUCCUCUGGUGUGCAAUGGGAAGGCUGUUGGUAUCGUGUCUUUCAAUCACCUUCGCAACUGUACCUACCCAAACUUUCCCAAUGUCUACACAGACAUAUCAAAAUACCUUCCCUGGAUCAACACCAUAAUCAAGCGAAAGAAUUCAAGCUACAGUAUAAAAGGGCCAACAUUACAGUACAUGACACCCUCCGCAAGAAAACAAGACAGUUGUCUUGCUGGCAUCAUGCAUGCUCUGCACAAACUUCUGCUCUUUCACCUUCUGAUAAGUCUUGGACGAGAUGCACUUGGAGGUAAAAUCAUACAUGGGGAAAAAGCCCCGGAGAACUCGAUGCUGUACAUGGCCUCGCUGCAGAACAACAGAGGUCAACAUGUAUGUGGAGGGUUCCUCAUCAGUGAAGACUUUGUGCUCACUGCUGCACACUGUGGCAAUCAGCUUACACAUGUAGUUCUUGGCACGCAUGAUCUCAGGAGAGUUGCUCCUGGAAACAAAAGAUUAAUUGAAAAGACAUACGCACACCCAUCUUAUAAGAAUGUAGGACUUGGUAAAGACAUCAUGCUCCUCAAACUGUCCCAGAAAGUUCAACUGGACAACAGCGUGCAAACAAUUCAGCUUCCAACUUCUGAAAUGAACAUAAGAGAUAAUGAAAAAUGCCAAGUAGCUGGAUGGGGAAUGACAAAAUCUAAUGGUCCAACUGUUGAUGAGUUACGAGUGGUGGAUGUGUCUCCUGUUAACAUCCAUGUCUGUGAUAAGAAAUGGAAUCUGGAGCUUCCUGACAAUGUUAUCUGUGCUGGUGGAUAUAACACAACCAAAGGAUUCUGUCAGGGUGAUUCUGGUGGUCCUCUGGUGUGCAACGGGAAGGCUGUUGGUAUUGUGUCUUUCAACAGGGGGAAAGACUGUGACUACCCAAACGUACCUAACGUGUAUACAGAUAUAUCAAAAUAUCUUCCCUGGAUCACAUACGUCCUCAAAGGCGCAGAAUAAGUAAUGAGUAAAAAUCCUGCACAAAAGUUUGCUUCACUGCGUGUUCAUUGCAAUUGAGAAAAUGU